Molecule: messenger RNA, 2037 nt
Organism: Oryza brachyantha (malo sina)
Lineage: Eukaryota; Viridiplantae; Streptophyta; Magnoliopsida; Poales; Poaceae
Product: calmodulin-binding protein 60 A-like
Exons: 7
Coding region: 130-1830 (566 amino acids)
Biological process (GO): regulation of salicylic acid biosynthetic process
Cellular component (GO): nucleus
Molecular function (GO): sequence-specific DNA binding; calmodulin binding; DNA-binding transcription factor activity
Source: RefSeq, a predicted model, not a curated record
AAAAAGCAAAUCAUUUCCAAUCAAACCAACCGUCGCACAGUAGCCGCACCCGUCCGUCCGGCGCAGAGUUAGGUUGCGGCAGCGACGACGAGGCCGGAGGCGAGGCGAGGAGCGGCGCGGCGGCCGGAGAUGUCGCAGAAGCGGCAGCCGGAUGAGACCAUCGGCGGGGCCCUCGGAGCCCCCGGCCCGGCCGAAUCCGGGGCCGGGAGCUCCUCGCCGCCCCACCGCCGCGGGGAGCCCAAGCGGCAGAGGGUCCCCGCCCUCCGCGAGGUGAUCACGGAGGUGAUGCGGAAGAGCACCAUCGAGAAGUUCUUCGUGGCGAUCGAGCCCCUCAUCCGAAGAGUGGUGAAAGAAGAAAUCGAGUCAGCGUUUGCAAAUCAUGCCACUAUGAUGACAAGAACUGUCAUGGAUGUGGUUCCAUCUACAUCAAAAAAUUUCCAGCUCCAAUUCAUGACUAAGCUUUCACUUCCGAUUUUCACUGGCUCCAAGAUUGAAGGAGAGAGCUCCUUAAGUAUAACUAUUGCUCUAGUUGACACUGUUACCAGAGAAGUCGUAGCAUCAGGCAAUGAGUCCCUGAUGAAAGUUGAAAUAGUAGUUUUAGAGGGGGAUUUUGAAGGUGGAGAAGGUGAUGACUGGACAGCUCAGGAGUUUAACAAUAACAUUAUUAGAGAAAGGGAAGGUAAACGGGCCUUGCUUUCUGGGGACGUUUUUGUUGCCCUAACUGAAGGCAUUGGUACAGUGGGGGAACUGUCAUUCACAGAUAAUUCCAGUUGGACACGCAGUCGUAAGUUCAGGCUAGGUGCAAAAACCGAGGAUGGUUCUCAUAAUGGAGUAAGGGUCCGCGAAGCAAAGUCUGAAUCAUUUGUGGUAAAGGAUCAUCGUGGAGAAUUGUACAAGAAGCAUCAUCCCCCUGCUCUUGAUGAUGAGGUUUGGCGCCUGGAGAAGAUUGGGAAGGAGGGAGCUUUUCACAAGCGUUUGAAUAGGGAGAGAAUUGUUACUGUAAAAGAUUUUCUCACCUUACUACAUCUUGAUGCUCCUCGACUUCGGAAGGUAUUGGGCGGUGGCAUGUCAACCAAGAUGUGGGAGGUCACAGUUGAGCAUUCAAAAACCUGUAUUCUCACUGACAAGGUGCAUGUGUACUAUCCAGACAGCCUACGAAAAACAGCUGUCGUGUUCAAUGUUGUUGGAGAAGUGAGAGGAUUAAUAUGUGAGAAGUUUGUUUCUGCUGAUGAUCUUACGGAAAAGGAGAAGGCUGAAGCACAUGCAUAUGUGAAGCAAGCGUAUGAAAAUUGGAAGAAUGUCUUCACCUGUGACAAUGAAACACUUAUAUCAAAUCCUUCACACCUCUUUGAUGUGAGACCUCCAUCAUUGCUCCAAGAUGAAUAUAACCAGUUUCCCACACAAGUUUCUACAGAUGGUUUUGGUUUGAGCCAGUUAAGCAUACCAUCAUCUGACAUUUUCUCAAUCGAUCCCUCGAGUGCAUUGGAUCCCUGUCAGCUGGAAACUGCAGAAAGCAGUGAAAAUCAAUAUCAGCCAGAGUUACCCCCACUCGGUGGUCAUGGGCCACCUCAAGUGUCACAAACAAUAGACAAGUUCCCCAAUUCUUUGGUUUAUGAGGACUGCACCAGUCAUCCCCCGUUCAGUGAAGAUUACUAUCGUUGCGCAGAUCCUUCUGUAUCCUUUGACACACAAGACCUCGGAGCUGCACUAAAAGGCUUCAUUGCAACGAUAUCUAAGCCCAAGGCAUAUAGAGGAUGGAGGACAUUGUCUUAUGUUUUAGGAUGGAUAUUCUACACCAAGAGAAUUGUUGCUCUAAAAAGAAUGAAAUAACGUUUUUUGUUCGGUUUUCAUUCACGUGUUUGUCCCUGUUUUGUUUAGUUAAACUGUGAAAUAUAUAUGCGUGGAUAAAAGGAAAAUAUGUACAUAUGAGUUUGACAGUCUUGUAAACUUUUUUGGGCACAGCUGGCACGCUCUGCUGGUUUAUCAGCUGCCUCCAGCAUUUUGUCAGCAAGAAUAGCUUUCAGCUUUGCCUGUAAA